Symbiodinium sp. CCMP2456 is the source of this 895-nucleotide messenger RNA. The record is from the annotation of a GenBank genome assembly. NCBI's taxonomy places the organism in Eukaryota, Dinophyceae, Suessiales, Symbiodiniaceae.
GACCGAUGUCGUGGCGCCCCCGAACAGGGACGAGAAUCUGGUGCAGGACGUGCAGGAGAUGAUAAAUCUUACACGGCGAACGGAGCAAAGAGUGCGUGGGCUGCAGGGAACGGUCAAGCACAAGCAGGCCCUCUGGGCCAAGUAUGUGGAGGACAUGAAGCACUCGUUCAUCCAGCAGUUCUCACGCCACCAGCGAGACAUGGAGAAGCUACAAGCGGAUCUGGAUGCGGCCCUCUCCGCUCAAGAGGAGUCGCGAGCCCAUCUCCGCAUGGCUGCUUUGGGCGAGCAGGACGAGAGACGCCCGGGGAACCACGAGGCGGAGUGGAAUGCCAUGGUGGAACGAUGGAGAGCGGAGCAGCGCGAAGAGGAGACCUCCGAUGCUGUGCUAAGAAGGGCUUUGGCCGCCAGUGUGGGAACUGGCUCGGCCCCUCCAGCCACCCCGCCUCGGCGGGUCACGGCAGCGCCUGCGAUGACGCCUCCAGCAUUUCCGAGUGGUCGACGAGAGGGUGCCACCCCCCCAGGACUGAGCCUCCCUCCGGAUCCCUAUCAAGUUUCGCCCAGCCGACCGCUUACUACGGAGGCAUGUGCAGCGGAUCCCCUCCUUUCUGCGGGCUUGGCAGACGUCUUCGGCAGCUUGGACAAGAUGCAACGACCCAAGCUUGGUGCUUGCCGCAAGUCGAUCAAGGAAGCAAUGGCCUCGGCUCUUCCGGAGUCGGGACUCAACGCAGCCAUUACGGAAGCUGUGGGGGCUGUGGAGACCUCCGUACCGGCUCCGGUGGAAGCGGAUACCGGCCAGCCCCUGGAUGCGCCUGUCAGACCCGUGCCCAUCUUUGCCGACGACGACUCGGAAGAGGACAGGAUGUCUGGAGUGAUACCAGGCUACUAUGUGGAGUAA